Gigantopelta aegis is the source of this 1721-nucleotide messenger RNA. RefSeq lists its product as uncharacterized. Bases 1 to 1200 code for a protein of 399 amino acids. The record is from RefSeq and is a predicted model, not a curated record. The transcript is spliced from 7 exons. NCBI's taxonomy places the organism in Eukaryota, Metazoa, Mollusca, Gastropoda, Neomphalida, Peltospiridae.
AUGAAAGCGCUGGCGCUGGACGCCAUUGUUAACGCUGAUUUCAACAUCUUAAAACGUGAAGACUGCGGUGAUAAAGGUAUGUGUAUUUUACGUGCAUUCAUUGGAGUUGGCGCACUCAUCGUUCUUGGUAUGGAGUUUACGACAUCUGCAUCAGAUAAAGCGAGCUUUAAUAUAGUCGUUGGAAUCAGUCAAAUGAUAUUAAGAUGUGUUGCCGGUGACGACAUUAAAACAAAGUUAUUGUCUUUAACUUUGGAAAAAGAAUACAACAGCACGUCUUCUGUUGUACUGACUUCAGUAAAUUAUAUAACAAGGAUUCCCACAUUGGAAUAUGUACCUAAAACACUGAAGGCUAUUGUGCGAGGGAAUAUAGCACUUUCUGUGUUAGAAGUAUCAUAUAUAGAACUUCGAUGGGAAAAUGUAACGAGCGAUGACUCGGGUGAAUACAAAUGUAACGUAAGCUACAAGACUGCAGAUAACGUAACACAUACAACAACGGCCAGCAAGAAAACUAGUGUACUGGAUAUAGAUGACGUUGUGCGCCUGGAUGCAACAUUUGCAGGAAGUACCAUGACAUUAAAAUGUCGUCUUGGAAACGCCGAGCUACCUGUAUAUGCUAUUUAUUUGAUACAACUGGAUAAAGUAUAUAACACGUUGUCUAAGACAGUGGCUGCAAUAGGGACAGGGGGAAAGGCCGUCCUGGAAGACGAACAGUUAGCACAGAGAAUUGCGGCAACCGGCGAGAUACAACAAGGUAGCCCACUAGAAGCCUUCUUACAAGUUGUGUUCACAGAAAUAGCCAGCGGCGACUCGGGUGAAUACAAAUGCAUAAUACAACUCACAGAUAACGUUGACAAGUACAAAGGAGUGAAUUGGGAGACCAGCAAGAACGUUACAGUGACGGAUAUAGAUACUACUCCAAGUCCAGAUCCAACUGCAGGUCUAGAUCCAACUGCAGGUCCAGCUCCAGAUCGUAGUACAGGUCCAACCCAGGGUCCAAACCCAGAGAGUCAGAGUGAAGGCUUAGAUUCCGGCGUUAUAGUGCUAUUGGUGGCUGUGAUUAUUUUGGCUACUUUCAUUCCUGCAACUUGGCUCAUAUUCAAGAGGUGGAAACGCAAUGCGAUAUCCAAAGAAGACGCAGUGCCGUUGGACGAUGCUGAGAAAGAAAACCAGAAAGCUGAAAUGUCUGUACUUGCAAGUUAAAGACAAAUACACAUGAGAACACUAAUGGCACAAGUGACAUGUACUUGACAACACUGACUAGACAGAAGAGGAAAACCCAAACCUGAACCCUGUCUACAUAAAGUGGAACAAAUGAAGCAAGAAAUACUUUUGAUUUAAAAUAGAACAAUUGGCUCUGUCUGUAUAAGUGUGUGGAUAUAUCGUAACUAGUUACUGUUUUAAGAUAUCAACUUUAUCCUGCGAAGGUUAGAAUGGCACCAUUCGACCUGAGAAGGAUAAAGCAGAUAUCUCAGGACAGUAACCAGUUAUUUCUUUUAUCCUGCUAUCCUAGAUGAAUAUUCAGAAAAUCUUUAUUCCAUUUUUGUGUACACAAAUCGAGUAUCGUCAACCUAGCAAGGCGCUAGCUACAAUAUAUCACAUUCAAAUAGUGUUUCUAAACUCUAAUUCAUAAAUAAAUUUAUAAGUUUUGUAUUGUUAUCGCAAAACUAACAGUUAUUUGUAUUUACUGUACUUAACAAAUGAUUUAAACAGUAUGUUUAUUG